This is a messenger RNA of Desarmillaria tabescens, 990 nucleotides long. RefSeq lists its product as uncharacterized. The record is from RefSeq and is a predicted model, not a curated record. Gene Ontology annotation, molecular function: protein binding. NCBI's taxonomy places the organism in Eukaryota, Fungi, Basidiomycota, Agaricomycetes, Agaricales, Physalacriaceae. The coding region runs from base 1 to 990 and encodes 329 amino acids. The transcript has 2 exons.
AUGUCCGCUCAUUCAACAAUUACUAUUUCUGACGAUUUUUGGUUCGAAGACGGAAACAUUGUGCUCAUUGCGGCCAGCGUCGCUUUCAAAGUCCAUCGAGGCCAGCUUUCACGCCAUUCAGAGAUCUUUCAAGGCUUGUUCGAAUUACCCCAACCGUCUGCGGGAGUCGACGACAUUUACUGCGGUACACCUUUUGUCGAGCUGCACGACUUGUCACAGGAUGUUGCUUAUUUCCUUGGCGCGCUCUAUGACGGACUAUACUUCAUUAAAACCUCCUCUGAAGACUUUGCCUGCCUUUCUGCUGUGCUUCGCUUGUCAAUAAAAUACCUUGUUGAGCAUUUGCGUGUGCAAUGCAUGGCGCGGUUGACACGCGACUGGCCUACGACCCUCGCUGGAUGGGACCAUCGAGAACAACAAGCUACCGAUGAUAACGGGCGAUAUCUACCUCGGGAGCGUACCUGUCACCCCAUCCACAUCAUCCACCUUUCCAUCGAGCUUGGAAUCACCGAUUUUCUACCUGCUGCAUUCUAUGAUCUCUGUCGUUACGGUCCGAGCAAGAUUGUCGCCGGCAGUCCUUCUUUAACUGAUCCUUCCUCGACAAUAACUCUUUCAACAGACCUUCUCCGACGCACUCUUCGAGGACGCGAAAUCGGACAACAGUUUACGGCGUGUUUCGUCUUGGAGGAGAUACAAGGACGCGCGCCCUCCGCCGAUUGCCUAAACCCGGAUUUAUGCAUCGAGGCUUUCUAUUACAUUACGCUCAACUUGUUGAGAGCUGUAGGCGGGAUUGCUUGUGGACGCGACGCCGAUCCGCUUUUCACACUGGCACAGGGCAUGGGUAUGCCAGAUCGGAACGAUUUUUCAGACGGGCAGAAGCAGUGUGGGUUGAGAAUGUGCAGAACAUGUAAAGCGGAGUUCAUCGAUGUCUGUGCAAAGGCAAGGGAGGAGGUUUGGGGAUUGCUGGGGACUUGGUUUGGAUUGGAAGAAUGA